Molecule: messenger RNA, 1725 nt
Organism: Python bivittatus (Burmese python)
Lineage: Eukaryota; Metazoa; Chordata; Lepidosauria; Squamata; Pythonidae
Product: histone H4
Cellular component (GO): nucleosome
Molecular function (GO): protein heterodimerization activity; DNA binding; structural constituent of chromatin
Source: RefSeq, a predicted model, not a curated record
GAAAAAAAAAGAGCGCCAAAAUCGCCCAUAGCUUUGAAUAUUAUUUGCUGUAUUCUGAUUGGAAGUUUAGUUCCGCACUGGUCAUUCAUUGGACGUAGGAACAAUACGGUUAGUUUUUAAAAAAUCUCCCAACCGUUUUCAUUCUGGUCGGACGCUGUGCAAUAUAAACCGAGCGAUUCGGCUGCCUUACAGCACUUGUUUUGUUGCAGGGGAGCCAGUUAGCGUUUGUAGAAAAACAUGUCUGGACGCGGGAAAGGUGGGAAAGGGCUCGGAAAAGGGGGCGCUAAGAGGCACCGUAAGGUGCUUCGCGAUAACAUUCAAGGCAUUACCAAGCCCGCUAUUCGUCGUUUGGCCCGCCGUGGGGGAGUAAAGCGUAUUUCUGGCUUGAUUUAUGAAGAGACUCGGGGCGUCUUGAAGGUCUUCCUAGAAAACGUCAUUCGGGAUGCCGUGACCUACACCGAGCAUGCAAAGCGAAAGACCGUGACUGCGAUGGACGUUGUGUAUGCUCUGAAGCGCCAAGGUCGUACUCUGUAUGGCUUCGGAGGCUAGAAAGCUGAAUUACAGAAUAUAAAACCCAAAGGCCCUUUUCAGGGCCGCCAAUUCUGUCAGAAAAAGAGCUGAGUCCUGGUGCAUGCUGUUUUUGUCACAUGAGAACUUGAUUGGUAAAACGCUCAAGCCUUAACUGCAGAGUCCUUUGUGUGUAUGUUUGCUUUCAACUGAUUGCUAGUGACUGUCCAGAAUGGUCCCUGCAGUUUUCUUAACCAAGAUGUUUGGAAAUGGUUUGCUACUGCCUUCCUCUCAAUAGGCUUGAGAGAAAGUGACUGGGCUGAGGUCACCCUGCUGUUCAAGGCACAGCUCAUAGUGUGGUUUGUAGCUGAGAGCUUUAACUGCUGCAUCAAACAGGCUCUCCUUCAUCAGUAACCCAGGAAAAAUAUUCAUAAAACUGAAGCAACUGAAGAACAAAUACUUGUGGAUUUGCAUAAGAAACAAGAUGUAAGCACUAUAUCAAAGGUAUGGUGUAACUUUUUGAAAAAGGAUAUUUCCAACUAGUGUAACGCAGUUCUACUUUCAAAAGUUUUGUUGAAUUCAGUGGGAAUUGCUCUGGAAUAAGAAUUGCAGUCCUAAUUCAGUGGGUCUAAUCUGAAAAAUGUUUUAAAAAAUCAAUACCGUACUGUUCUCAUAAACUGAACAAUAACAUUGCAAAGGAUUCCUUCUGUUUUUGUUAAAUUUAUGUGCAUUGAAUAGCUUGAUUUUUGCUUUCAUUGAUGACUGAUGAAAACAGGAGAAAGGUAAAUGUUUAAACUCUGUUGAUGGACCAAGGUCACAGAUGGGACCAGUUCUGCUCCAGAGCUGAGAAGGCAAAUGGAAUCAUCCUCUUCCUUUGGGAAUUACAAUAUAGGCAUUGACUUUUGGUCAUGUUUUUUCACUAUCACAUUUUGACCAGUUCUGGAGAAUGUUUAAGCUUUUCUGUUACUGUAAUUUGAUUGGUAUAGAGUUCAUGCUUUAUUCCAGGAUCAGAUUUACUUUUAAUAAAAGUAUAACUCAGGUGUUGCUGAUUUUUUUUUUUUCCCCCCUCAUGGACACAUUCUCUUUUAAUCAGGCUUUGGAGUGUUUUUGUCACAAGGAUUUAGUAGUUAAUUUGUUGAAUGCAUUAAAACUCUCACUGCAAUAACCUCAUGCUUCUUUAAGACCAUUCUGCUAAUUAUAUCUGCUAAACAGAUUGCU